AUGGUUGGAACCUCAAUUCCAGAAGCUUCCGGCCAAAGAAAUGGAUCUCACACCAUUCUCCCGCAAAAGAGACAGCUUUCUUCUUUAUCUCCCAGUGACAGAACGAACAGAGAGGGUAAGAAACGCUCGACGAUGCUAAUGGAUCUUGAGAUUCUCGAUUGUCCCAUUUGCUGCGAAGCCUUUACAAUUCCUAUCUUCCAAUGUGAUAAUGGACAUUUGGCUUAUUCGUCUUGCUGUCCCAAACUGAGAAAUCUAUGUCCUCUAUGUGCUUUGCAUGUUGGUCACAACCGCUGCAGGGCAAUGGAGACUUAUCUUGAAUCGAUCUUGAUCCCAUGUCAGAAUGCUAAGUUGGGUUGCACCAAGAAUGUAUUUUACGGGAAAGAAUCAAAUCAUGAGAAGAAAUGCGUCUUCUCUCGAUGCUCAUGCCCUGCAUUGGAUUGCGAUUACACUAGCUCAUACAAGGAUCUAUACCUUCAUUAUAUUAUCACCCACAUGGAUAUGGAAAUAUACCAGAGUAGUAAGUUCAGCUGUAACGUUUCCUUUAUUGUUCCGAUGAACAUCAGCAAAAAAAUGUUGAUUAGGACAGAGUACGCGAAGAAUCUUAUGUUUGCGUUGCAGUGUUUUAAGGAGCCAUACGGUGUGUAUGUGACUCUGAGCUGCAUUGCGCCAUCUGUGGAUGGACACGCUGUGAUUUACAAAUCACCUGAGGUGAAGAGGGUUCAUGGAGUGAGUUUUGAAACCUCUCUAGAGAAUUCCAUGUUGAUCCCUAACAGUUUAUUGCGUGGUGAAAUGUUGGAGAUGAAGCUUUUUAUCAAGGAGUGGUAG
Camelina sativa (false flax) is the source of this 825-nucleotide messenger RNA. The record is from RefSeq and is a predicted model, not a curated record. Lineage: Eukaryota; Viridiplantae; Streptophyta; Magnoliopsida; Brassicales; Brassicaceae.